AUGCCUUCCCUAUCCCUAUCAUCGCCUCCAGCUCCACCCUCACCCGUUCUCAACUCCAACUCCAUGCAUCACGCGGCCCAGCCCCUAUCCCGGCGCACCCUCCCCUCCCCCGAACACGCCGCGGACGCCGCACUCGUAACCCACAUCCUCCUCCUCCUCACCGCCCUCUUCCUCCUCGCCAUCCUCCUCCGCCUCCCGCGCGCCCUAGCCCUCUUCGGCGGCGUAUCGAGGGAGUGGGCCGCGGGGCACAUGUUCUGGUACGACCGGCGUGUCGCGGCUGUUGCCCCGUCGCGGAGGACGCGCCGCGGGCGGCGCGGCACGCUCUCGAAUAAUAACCCGCACAACCUCAAUCACAACCACGGUAAUCGAGAGCACAACGGCAGCGGUGAAGAGAAAGACCAAGGCGUCCCCCGCGCGCGGCCCUAUCCCGCACUGCACUUCCCCCCGCACAUCCCGUCCUGCCCCUCCCUCCUCCGCGGCCUCCUCGCGCCCCUCCGCGCGCGCGUCCCGUUCCUGUCGAGCACGCGCGGCGGCGCGGGGAUGGGCAUGGGCCAUGCGCUGCUGCUCGCGGUGUACUUCUACGCGUGGGUGUACGCGGCGCUGUUUCGGAGUAAUGUGUUUACGGACCCGGCGCGGACGGGGUGGAUUGCGGCGGCGCAGGUGCCGGUUGUGUGUGCGCUUGCGGGGAAGAAUGGGGUGGGGUGGUUGGGUGGGUGGGGGUAUGAGAAGGACCCAAGCAACACAUGGGGCAUGGUCGCCCUCGUCAGCGUCAACACCAUCUUCCUCUUCUCCGUGCAGUCCGUGCGGAAUAGCGCGUACAACCUCUUCCUCGCCACGCACAUUCUCGGCUUCAUACUCGUUCUCCCUGCCAUGUACUUGCACAAACCCUCGCUCCUGCCAUACGUCCUCUUCGCAGCGGCGUUCCUCGCACUAGACCACACCCUCCGCCUCUGCAAAUCGCGGUACACAUCCGCAUACAUCACACCCCUCCCGGAACUCGAGAUGACGCGCGUCGAGAUACCCUCGAUCAACGCGGGGUGGCGUGCCGGGCAGCAUGUAAGGUUGAGGGUGCUUGCGCCUUGGGGUGGGCGUGGAGGGGGAGGAGGGUGGAGAGGGGGAAUGGGACUGGGGAAGUGUUUGGAGGUGCAUCCGUUUACGAUUGCGAAUGUUGCGAGGAAGGAGGGGGGCGAGGGGAUGGUGCUUAUGUGUAAGAAGGCGGGCGGGUGGACCGGGGCGCUCUAUGCGCUCGCCAAAUCCUCCUCCUCCUCUUCAUCGCCUGCGUCUCUAGAAGCAGGGUGUCCGCAGGAGAAAACGGUUGGUAUGGGCAUGGGCAUGGGACUGGGAAAAGAAGUGAAAGUGAUAGUGGAAGGCCCGUAUGGCGGGCCGGGCCACGUCAACUUUGCGAGUUUCUCGGCGGCUGUGUUUGUUGUGGGAGGAAGCGGGAUCACGUAUGCGCUUGCUGCUAUUGAGGAUUUGGUGAGGAAGGAUGGGAAGGGGGAGAGUAGAGUCAAGGUGGUUGAGUUGGUGUGGAUUGUCGCUGAUCCUGCAUGCCUCGCACCGCUCCUCCCAACAUUCACCAAACUCAUCUCGCAAUCCCUCUACACACCUCUCCGAAUAAGCGUGUUCUACACCCGCGCGCCGAUAGGCAAGCAGCCAGCGUUCUUCGACGCCUCGUCCUCUUCCCCUUCCUCCUUUUCCUCUUCCUCCUCUUCGCCGCCUGCGUCUCCUACGGCGUCACCCUCGGGGCCGGCACCGGCGUAUACGCAUAGCAGCGCACCGCUCGCUACUGUUGCGGAAGCGCAUGGGUACAUGGGCGAGAGCAGCGCGAAUGCGAAUGCGAAGUUGAGGCGCGGCGACUCUGCGCGUGCGCGCUUUGCCGAUCCCGCGCAUGACGAUCGUGUACAUGGACACGGCCACGACGGAAAUGACAACGGGAACGGUAAUGGAGAUGGCAAUGACGACGAAGAUGACGAUGACGAUGAUGUGUACGCGCCUAGUGUGCACUCGCAGGACCAGAACCAGCAUGAAUUCGACUCGUACGCGCGGCCUCAGCGCGCGCAUGAGUCUGCGCAUGCGCAUGUGCGGAAUGCGAGUGGGGGUGUGAAUGCGGUGGCGGGCCCGAGUGCCGCGGCGAUUAUGCACGGGCAGAUGCAGUCGCACCAUCUCCAACCGCAGCCCCAACAGAGUACCCGUGGGCACGGCCCGCAACGACAAGAUUCGAGCGCGUCGGCGCGGACGCUUGUAGGGAGGGAGAACAGUACCAAGUCCGCGCACUACCAUUAUCGAUCCAAGUCGAUUUCCAAGUCGAGGGCUAGGACGCCGCAGCCUCAGGUUCAGAUACAGGCGCAGGGAUAUGGACAGACGCAGGGAUAUGGACAGGCGCAGGGACAAGGACAAGGACAAGCGCUCCCGCGCGGUCUCACACUCGCACCAGGCCGUCCCAAACUAUCCAAAUUCCUCGAACACGCACUGCAACGCGCCAUCACACUCUCCCACGGGAACUUCAAAGACAAUUAUGACGAUACAACUUCGACGGGGAAAGGGGGCUUGUCGGGGAUGGUCGUAGGCGUGUGUGGGCCGGGGGGGUUGGCGGAUGAUGUGGUUGCGUGUGUUGGGAGCUUGGAUGUGAGGAGGCGCGAGAGGGUUGGGGGGGUUGAGGUGUGUGAGGAGGUGUUUGGGUGGUGA
Psilocybe cubensis is the source of this 2685-nucleotide messenger RNA. RefSeq lists its product as uncharacterized. The coding region runs from base 1 to 2685 and encodes 894 amino acids. Lineage: Eukaryota; Fungi; Basidiomycota; Agaricomycetes; Agaricales; Agrocybaceae. Gene Ontology annotation, biological process: iron ion transport; copper ion import; intracellular iron ion homeostasis. The transcript is spliced from 4 exons. Gene Ontology annotation, cellular component: plasma membrane. Gene Ontology annotation, molecular function: ferric-chelate reductase activity. The record is from RefSeq and is a predicted model, not a curated record.